Molecule: messenger RNA, 5477 nt
Organism: Nothobranchius furzeri (turquoise killifish)
Lineage: Eukaryota; Metazoa; Chordata; Actinopteri; Cyprinodontiformes; Nothobranchiidae
Source: RefSeq, a predicted model, not a curated record
AGUUUCGGUUUCCAAACCUCAGAAAUGACUGGUGUGGUGUAAACCAGGCUGUUACUCGACGUCAACAGCUUGUUGUUUUCUGGUGGAAGGAAAGGCCGUGGGAGCAAUGGAGUCUGAAAUAUUCAAGUAUAUCUGCGCCAGUCAAGGAUCCGUCGAUGCGGAAGAGCUGAUGUUCAAUCUAUUUCCGGGCAAGUCCAGCAAUGACGUUAUUUCUAACCAGGAGAAGUUUGUCAUUUCUCUUGUAAACGGUAAACAGAAAGUGGUGGCCAGGACCAGCUUGAGGCUGUGCAGACACAAGGACUGUCCCGGGACAUGUAGAAGGUUACACCUGUGUAAAUCCUUCCUCAUCAGCGGGAUAUGUCAGUUAUCCCUGCAGAGGAGAUUUUGUUGUUUCUCUCAUGACUUGACCUCUGACCACAACCGGAAGGUAAUUGAGGAGCAUAACCUUGAGGCUCUGAGCAGAGUGGAGUUGUGUACGUUGCUGCUGCAGAAUGACCAAACGCUCCUUCCAUCUAUCUGUCAUGAUUACAAUAAUGGUGACCGGGAAUUUGGUCAAUGUCAAAAUGGUUUUGCUUGUGAGCGUUUGCACAUCUGUGAGAAGUACCCAAGACUAGACUGCAUCUGCUACAGGAACCACGAUUUUUAUGCUCCACAAGUAAUGAAAAUCUUUUAUGAUAAAGGAGUUCCUCCCAGCCUUUUAAGCUCUUUACGGUCUACUUAUGCAAAUAAAGAAGCAUUACGAGUCACUGAGUAUGGGGGAGCAAGGGGGCGCAAAGGAAAGCACAACCCUGCUGUCAACAAUGUUGAUGCAAAAAGUGGUUAUGGAGUGAAUCUAGCACAGAGGCAGUGGUACCGAGGGAGAGGUGGCAACAGAGGCAACAGGGGGAAUAGAGGCAACAGGGGCAACAGCAGAAAUGGAAGUAAACCUGGACAACAGCAAGAACACUCUUCCAUUAGUGACAUCACGAGUCACACUGAAGGCUUGGAUCUGUUCAGUGAAGAUGGACUUGAUGAUGGCAACAGUAGACAACCCAACCGGUCCAGCAGUGGCUUCUCUAUGGCAGAUGCUGAUGCAAAAAGUGAAGAUGGUUUAAAUUCUGAGAAGAGACAACAGAAUCAAGGCAGAGGGAGAGGUGGCAACAGGGGAGGCAGAGGGGGAAGCAGAGGAAACAUCCCACAGCCUUCCUUGAAUGAAGAUUUGAAUUUUGAUGAUUUGGAUCUGUGCAGCAAAAACCGACCAGAUGAAAGUUUCAGUCAGCAGGAAGAUCUUAAUUCAUCUAACAGCGAUGUCUCUGCUGUUGGAAAUGACACCGACACGAGCAUCACUAGUGGUCAGGGCAAACAACAGUCAGCCAAACAAAAUCAAACCUCAGCCGUCAGAGGACGAGACAGAAAACAGGACAGCCAUCGGAAGCUCUCCACUAGUGAUAUCUCUGCUGCCGUCUGCAACAAAAAUGGAAAUGGAGAUGAGGCGAGAGGAAAACCAAGACAAAAACAUGUUAAAGAUAAAACUGAGAUAUGCAUGUUCUUCAUCAAGGGGAACUGUAGGAAUGAAGAUCGAUGUUUUAAAGCUCACGACAAGAUGCCAUACCGAUGGCAGGUCCAGGAAGAUGGUCAGUGGACAGAUCUGCCUGAUAAUGAGACCAUCGAGGAGGACUACUGUGACCCCAAGAACACGUACAGUACCAGCAGCCCACCUGUCCAUUUUGACACGAUGAAGCUUGGAGAGAACAAAGUCAGAAGACUCUCAACUCUAAAUUCUCUGGUUGAGCCAACCUUCAUCCACACCACCGAGUGGCUCUGGUACUGGCAGGAUGAAAAUGGAAUGUGGAAACUGUAUGGAUCCGACAGUGGUACACAUGGUUCAGCAGACAUCAACAGUGCAAUGCUGGAGCAAAAGUUUCUGGACAACAGUGAAGACGAGGUGGAGUUUAGCGCUGGCUCACAAUCGUAUUCGCUCAGUUUUCAGGACAUGAUCCAGACCAAUAAGCACUACAGCACCAAGAGACUUGUUAGCAGACGUCCUCGCUUUGUCUCUGCCUCUGAUGUCAGAACAAAGAAGUUCAGAAGGCAGUUUUGUUCUGCUCCAGAAAACUGGGACAAGACCAAGAUCCCUGCUACAGGAUUCUUGCGAGUGGACCUACAGCGCACGUCAGAGGAAUUUCAAAAGGUUGAAGCUCUUUUCAGUUCAACAAUGCAAGGCUUCGAUAUCAUUAAGAUUGAGAGGAUUCAGAACAAAGCACUCUGGGAGGUCUUUCAGUGGCAGAAGAAUCGGAUGAGGGACAAUAACGGUGGCCGCUAUGUGACAGAAAAACAACUUUUUCACGGCACCGACUCUCAACACGUUGAUGCCAUCUGCAACGACAACUUUGACUGGAGGAUUUGUGGGACUCAUGGAACAGCUUUUGGCAAAGCCUUUCAGCCAAUGAGCUCCAGGGACCGACUGCAGUCCGAAUACAGUCACGUUCCCAUCAUGCAUUGUGGAAGCAGAGAGAGGAAAGGAGGGAGGGAGAGAGUUGGCUGGGAGGCUGAUCUGAGACCAGAGGAAGAAGAAGCAGCAGCAUCACCCAAGCAGGAAGAAGAAGGAUCAUCAUCCGACACUUGCUCAUCAUCAUCACCACCAUCAUCUAUUGCUCAGACCCACCAGCUCGUCACCACCAUGAACUACCUUCGUCGGCGCCUCUCAGACAGCAGCUUUGUUGCCAACCUCCCAAACGGCUACAUGAUGGAUCUACAGAGGCCAGCUCCUUCAGGGUCAUCCACUUCCUCUCCCACCUCUCCAGCCAUAGAGAGGCGGCAACCCCCAAGUCUCCCCACCCAGACCCAGAGUUCAGGGUCAGGAUCGGCCGCGGGCUCUGGGAGCUUCCUCAGCUCCUUCUCCAGCGUGGUGAAAAGUGCUCAGGUGGCUCAGAAUGUCGCUGCUGCUGCACACGCCAAGUCAUCUGCAGCCUCAGCUGCAGAAGGUGCUGCUGGGAGCAGUCAGCCGGCCAAAGCUGUGGUACGGAAACCCAAGAUCCUGCUGGUGGUUGAUGAUCAGCACACAGACUGGGCAAAGUAUUUCCGGGGCAAAAAGCUGAACGGAGAAUACGAGAUCCGAGUGGAACAGGCGGAGUUCUCAGAGAUCAACCUGGCCUCUUACGUCAACUCUGGAUGCAUGGUGGACGUGCAGGUCAACAAAGGUGGUACCAAAGUGGUCAGGUCCUUCAAGCCAGACUUUGUCCUGAUUCGCCAGCAUGCUUACAGCAUGGUACCUGGUGAGGACUUUCGGACUCUUGUGAUUGGCCUGCAUUUUGGUGGUGUUCCAAGCAUCAACUCUCUUUUCUCUGUCUACAAUUUCUGCAGCAAACCUUGGGUGUUUUCUCAGAUGAUUAAGUUGUACCACUCCCUCGGCCCGGAGAAGUUCCCCCUGAAUGAACAGACCUUCUAUCCCAACCACACACAGAUGGUGACAAACCCUUCUUUCCCUGUGGUCGUGAAGAUGGGCCAUGCUCAUGCUGGAAUGGGAAAGAUUAAAGUUGAAAACCAGCAGGAUUUCCUGGACAUCACCAGUGUGGUAGCCCUGGCGGGGACCUACGCCACCACUGAACCCUACGUCCAGUCCAAAUAUGACAUCCGCAUCCAGAAGAUCGGCAGCAACUACAAGGCCUACAUGAGAACAUCCAUUUCUGGUAACUGGAAGGCAAACACAGGCUCUGCCAUGUUGGAACAGAUUGCAAUGACAGACAGAUACCGUUUGUGGGUGGACUCUUGUGCUGGGAUGUUUGGUGGCCUCGACAUCUGUGCUGUGAAGGCUGUUCAUGGAAAAGAUGGCAAUGACUAUAUCAUCGAGGUGAUGGACAGCUCCAUGCCUCUGAUUGGUGAACACAUUGAGGAGGACAAACAGCUGAUCACACAGAUGGUCAUCAACAAGAUGGCCCAAGUGCUGCUGGGAGUUUCCACACCUCAACCUUCUGCUGUGAAGACUACACAGCCCAGACGAGGAGGACACCGCUCUGCUUCAGCCUCUCCAUCCCAAUCGGCUCAGGGAUCGCCUCAGAGAGCCCGCUCAGCCACCACCUCUCCCAGCCAGGCCUUCCAGCCAGGUCCCAUCCCUGCCUCCUCUGGGCCAGGAGCUCAGAAACAGUCGCCACAGCUAAAUAAAUCCCAGUCACUCACCAACACCUUCACUGAGACAUUACGAGGAAGCUUGACUGAUGAUGAGGCCAAAGCCGAGACCAUUCGCAGCCUCCGGCAGUCCUUUGCCAGCCUCUUCUCUGACUAACAGUCUCUCCUUCACGUCAUCAGGUCAACGACAGGAAACAAAUCAAACUUCAUCAGUUUUGGAACUUCAGUUUUGUGUUUCUUCUUUUUAGUAGUUGUGACAUUUUUCAUCCAUCCUCAGAUCGUCAAUAGAUAUCACCGGAAAGGCAGAGCCAUGUUUAGUAAAUUAGAUCAAAUGAUGCCAGACUUCCAGAGGUGAUAUUUUUCCCAUCUUCACUUUGAGUCUUGUCAGUUUUGCUGUAAAUGUCACCACAAACUUGUGUAUCCUUGAAUCCAGAUCAGCUGACGAAGGUUUGGCCUUUUCUGGUGGUAAAACAUUUCAAGAGACUCAUAAUUUAGUGUGUGCUGCUCAGUAUAUAUUCCUUCUACACUGUCUUUGUGCAGCAAGUGAAACUAUUGUUCCUUUAAAAUGCAUAUGUGUUCAUCUACUUUGACUUUAUACUUUUAACUGACACGCUGCUUCCAAAUUAUUUUCAGAUGGCAAUAUUCUCACCCAGAAGCGUUCCGUUUAACUGAUGAAAAACCCUCACAGUUCACCAGCGAGCUCUCCAAGCAUCCUAGCCUGCAUUUUCUCAGCAAACACACAUUGGUUUAGUGACCUCUCUGCCUUGACUGACCUUUACCAAAGUGCUUUUAAACAAAAUAUAUCAAACCCUCUGCACUGGGUCAAGACAAAAGUCACAAGGAAAACGAAAACCUUUCAGCUUGUGAUUUUUUUACAAGGUGCAAAAUGCUGUACUGGCUUACAGCCGUCGUCUUCCAUCACAGCUCAGAUCUUCCCCUGUAGUUGUUGUUUUGUUAAAUGUCACACCUGGCGUAUGGAAACUACUAAAUGCUUUUUGUGAAAGAAUCAUAAACAUUAGGUGAAUAGUGAAGAUGGGAACUUUUGAGGCUGACUUUGUGAUUAACCAUCCAGCGAGAGGUAGUACAGCUUAUCUUCCAUACUGUAAAUUCCCAUCUCUUAUCUUUAUUCCCUCACCCAGCGAAAGCUGGAUUUACAGACGUGUGUUUUUGAACUACAGUGGCAGCAGACAUCCUCCUCCAACAUUCACACCGUUUUUGGAUCUUUGCAAAUAGCAGCCGUAUAUGGAGUCGAACUGGAAAAUCGGGACAAGCCUGAAAUCGUAACUAUUCUUCCACUUUUAUUUACAGCUUCUUAGAAGGUUUCCUGGAAAGUGAAAUUCUGAGGAAAGUGCUCUUAGCUCACCACAUGCUGU